Molecule: messenger RNA, 2781 nt
Organism: Pungitius pungitius (ninespine stickleback)
Lineage: Eukaryota; Metazoa; Chordata; Actinopteri; Perciformes; Gasterosteidae
Gene: zbtb3
Product: zinc finger and BTB domain containing 3
Exons: 4
Coding region: 240-2069 (609 amino acids)
Biological process (GO): regulation of transcription by RNA polymerase II
Cellular component (GO): nucleus
Molecular function (GO): DNA-binding transcription factor activity, RNA polymerase II-specific; protein binding
Source: RefSeq, a predicted model, not a curated record
CGGUGUCGCGGCACCACCGAAGAAGAAAAGCAAUUGUCCCGGAAAAAAAUCAUCACUCAGACAGAUAGCUGCUGCAGUUUUACAACCUAGACUAAGUUGCCAGUGGACUGAAGACGUCGGAAGGGUUACCAUGGAAACGUAACGUAAAAUACAUUCCUGGAUGAGGUGACUGUGAGCUGUCAAUAAACCGCGUUUAAGGAGAGGAAGGAGCCCUUCCUUCCGUGCCUCAGCCUCAGGUGAUGGAGUUCCCUCUGCACUCCCAGCAGCUGCUGUCAGCUCUUCGCUCCCAGCGCCAGCGGGGCUUCCUCUGUGACUGCACCGUCAUGCUGGGCCCGUCCCGUUUCCUGGCUCACAAGGCUGUCUUGGCUUCCUGCUCGCCCUUCUUCCACAUGUUCUUCUCGGACUCUCCAGGGUUGCUCGGUGGAAACACCACUAGCAGCUCUGUCACACUCGACAGCGAUAUUGUCACGUCUGCUGCUUUUGGCCUGCUCUUGGACUUUGUCUAUGAAGGCGUGCUGCAGCUGGAGGAGUCUCCGCCGGUGGAGGACGUGUUGGCGGCUGCGAGCUUUCUGCACAUGAACGAGGUGGUGAGAGUCUGCAAAAGACGGCUGCAGAGACGAGGGCCUCUCGCUGAGGCAGACAGCACCCGCUCUGAAGAGAGCACCGGUGCGAGGAGGGCACCACAGUCGGGGGGGGGGGGUGUGGGGGAAAUUGCAGCCGGGCCGGCGGCGGCCAUGGUAGGUGAUUCCAUGAAUUCAGUCGCAGUGGCGGCCCCAUUCCCAUCAUUAUUCACAAUGACGGGGAAAAUUCAGUUGGAGUCUGCGAAGCCCGAACGGAGGACUGGUGGGAGGUCAUCAGACGCACAAGUUCAGACUCCCCUGAGCCCCGACCUUGCUGAUACCACGCAGCCAGGCAUGGGAGCCCAUCCUCUGCCCACAGGCGGGGAGCUGACGCACGGCGUCAUCACAGGCCGGUCUGGCCCCGCCGCAGAAGGUCAUGCCAGGUUGGGGACUGGAGGUCAUGGAGAGGUGUCGGCCUUCUGCAGCCCUUGCAGCACUACUGAGACCUACAGCAGCCACUGUAGUAACCAGCAGCCCUCCUCGUCUUCCCCCUCCAUGGUGCCGGUGAGUCAGGCUGGUGGCCGGUCAGUGGUUGCUUAUUCCCAGUCCACCCUCUCCUCGAGCCCACAGCAGGACGUACUCCGACUACCACGUGAUGACUCUGUGAGGAAUCCCUCAGAGGUUGGCCCGGGAGGUACAUCAGGUACCUCACAAAACCCAACACACUCACCGCCGCAGCGGCCACUGCACCAGAUCCGAAUCAACAACGCUGUGUCUCUUCAAUGCCAAAGCUUGGACUUUCCUUGUGCUCCUCAGACACAAACCCUAAAGGGACCUGAGGGGAAUAUGGGAGCUCUGCCCUCCACUAGAAAUAAAAAAACUGAGCCUCCUAUAGACAGAGUGGGGACAGACUACAAUGAUGGAGAUCCUUUGAAAGUCAAAGUGGAGGCCAUUGUCAUAUCUGACGAAGAGCUAGAGGAGAAGAAAGAGGAAGGACAAUCUGUGAUGGAAGUAGACGAUGAGUUUGAAGAAGAGGAGGAGUUGCACAACCUUCGCUUUCUUUCUUCCAACACACAAGGCACCUUGCGAAUGACCUCCCAUUCAAAUGACUACUCCUUUCCCCUCUCUCCUUCCUCCUCGUCCUCCGGUGCCGGCCCUUCUUCACAGGACACUUCGUCCUUUGCCCUCAUUCCUCCAUCCAUAGCUCAGCCGCAGUCAGACCCUCCUUCCUACUUCCAGGACUACCAGGACUCAAUGGGGAACUUUGUAGAGGACCUCCCCACAUGUGGAGUGUGUGGAAAGACGUUCUCAUGCUCAUACACACUACGGCGCCACGCCAUCGUGCACACGCGCGAACGGCCCUACGAGUGUCGCUACUGCUACCGGAGCUACACGCAAUCAGGCGACCUGUACAGACACAUACGGAAGAACCAUGACCACACACUGCCCGCCAAACGCAGCAAGGUCGACGUGGAGCCCUCCCUGCCACCACAACCCCCCCCCUCUUAGCUAACACACACCACUUGAACUUAAUAGCUUAGUAGCGCUGAGUGACCGGGUCCAGCAGGUGUCGACAGCCAAUCACACUUCAGAGUAGGCCUGCCCAAAUUAAGUGGGUAAUAAAUAUCGCCUGACGGUCAGAAAAAUAUAAACCGACUACAGCAAGCAGAGAUGAAAAGGUAUUCAUCUUCUUCUACAGAAAGUUUCACCUCAGCCGCAGCCAUCUCAGUUGUGUUCAACAGUGCCUUAACGGCGCACAACUUAACAAUCCUCGUCUCACACAUGACCCAUAUUAGAUCAACACAAGAGCUUGGAGAUUUUGAUCUCUCACGUACACACACACACACACAAAGUGAACACAGGCGACGUGGCAGUCCUCAUUCAUCUUACUUACAUGCUCAAUGUUCAUGUGUGGCUUCCACAUUAUUGUGCUACCUUCCAAAGUUUUGCAGAGAUUUUACAAUUUAGGUUUGUCAUUUUAAGACUUUUAUCAUUAACUAUGAUAAUAUAUCAUUAAUGUCAUUGUUAGACAAUUUUAGAAGAUUACAAUUUCAAAAGGUUCAAACAAGAGAUUUGACAUCCUACACUUUUGUGUAGGAUGUCAGGGAUUUGUAUUAGUUACAAGAAUUGUAAUUUGUAAGACUGCCUUUUCAGUGUGUGACACUGCCAGUAAACUUUGAUUCAUUUGAUGACACUCAUGGGCACAGGAAACCCCCCCCCC